This is a messenger RNA of Castor canadensis (American beaver), 1490 nucleotides long. Lineage: Eukaryota; Metazoa; Chordata; Mammalia; Rodentia; Castoridae. The record is from RefSeq and is a predicted model, not a curated record.
AUGGAUAUCAUAAAGGGAAACCUAGAUGAAAUUUCAAAACCAGUCUCAAGUUCGAGAGCACGUCCUGGGAGCAGAUGUUCAAAUGUUUCUCUGGAGGUGCUGUCGCCAGAACCAGGUUACUUCAAGAUUGAUACUGCAAGCAAAUUGAAUUCUGGUAAAGAGGACCACUCAGAAAUCAGUAAUAGAGAAGAAAGAAGAAAUAGUAGUGAUGCUAGAUGGGCAAACUACUCCGAGAAAAUAAAACUGGUCCAAGAAGGGUCAAGUGAAGAUCUGGACCUGGUUCAGCAUCCCAUAACCUCUGAGCGCUCAGAUGAUCCCAAAUUGAAAGAAAUAGAUUCUCAACUUCAAGAUGCUAUUCAUAAGAUGAACAGACUUGAUAAAAUAUUGGCAAAAAGACAACAUAGAGAAAAAGAAAUUAAGAAGCAAGGCCUAGAAAUGAGAAUAAAGCUGUGGGAAGAACUUAAGUCUGCAAAAAGCAGUAAAGGCUUGCAAAGUAGCGAGGAGAUGGAAAAUACAAAAAGGUUUCUGUCUUUGACGGCUGAAUCUGAAGAAACUGUUGGUCCUUCCCAUCAUGAAGAUGAAGACAGCUUCUUCUCAGUGUUUCACACUCAACUCCGUCCAGAAGAUUAUGAAAACCAUACACAGAAUGCCAAUAAGGAUUUUGCCUUCAAUGUGGAAAAAAAUGAGUCAUUGAUCAAAGCAGAAAAGAAGCCUUUCUCAAAUGCAGAGAAGAUUGCACUCAGGGGUGAACAUAGCCGGGAUUUUAUCAAGCGAAACAUCGAGUUGGCCAAGAAUUCAAGAGACCCAGUGGUUCUGAUUGACAGGGAGAAGAAACGACUGGCAGAACUUUUGAGGGACUUAGAUAACAGAGAUUCAGGGCUAUCUAGUUCCGAGGGUGAUCCGUCUGGCUGGUGGGUCCCAGGAGAAGGAUAUACACCUGCGGCCACUCAGCACCAGCAGCUCACUGAAAUUGAUACAAAACUCCAAGAACUCUCUGCAGCCUCUCCAGAAACUUCCAACUUUUCUCCAAGGCUUGAAAAUCAGAAUGACCAGAAUCCUGACCUUAAUGAUGAAAGAAAUAUGGAAAUAACUCCAGGAGAAAAGGUGCUUCGGAACACCAAAGAGCAACGGGAUCAGCAAACCCGACUGAGAGAGAUAGACGAAAAGCUGAGAAAGAUUAAGGAAAAUGUGGUGAGUGGCACUUACUUGCCUUCGGAUGCGAAUGGCUGGUUUGAGAUCUUUGCCAUCAUCCGUUUGGAGAGGGGGAAGGGUACUGAGGGUCCAGAGCAAGUGAGGAAGCUGUGUUUUGAAUUUUAUACCGAGAAUUCUUUGGGAAAGCCAAUCAAGGAGGAAGUAUGGUUUGGAGAUGAAAUAGUGUGGAUGCGCCACCUGUUGGUCACAUCGGCAUGUCUGCACAUGUUCUCUUGUCAGUUGAAACUGGGUACCAGUGCUGUGUUGGCAGGAGGGUGCGGGUUUCCCGGAGGGACCCU